Molecule: messenger RNA, 1213 nt
Organism: Archocentrus centrarchus (flier cichlid)
Lineage: Eukaryota; Metazoa; Chordata; Actinopteri; Cichliformes; Cichlidae
Product: exosome complex component RRP45-like
Biological process (GO): nuclear polyadenylation-dependent rRNA catabolic process; TRAMP-dependent tRNA surveillance pathway; U1 snRNA 3'-end processing
Cellular component (GO): nuclear exosome (RNase complex); cytoplasmic exosome (RNase complex)
Molecular function (GO): mRNA 3'-UTR AU-rich region binding
Source: RefSeq, a predicted model, not a curated record
ACAUCGAUGGCUACCGCAUGCCUGUUGGAACAGUGAAUCAGAUCAGUGGAUUAAAAACAGAAUGAAGGACACACCGCUGUCCAACUGCGAGCGGGACUUCCUGCUGAAAGCCAUCGAAGAUAAAAAGCGGCUGGAUGGGCGGCAGACCUAUGACUACAGGAAGAUUAAGAUCAGCUUUGGGACCGACUAUGGGUGCUGCUUUGUGGAUCUGGGACAAACCAGGGUCAUGGCUCAGGUGUCAUGUGAGCUGGUGGCUCCCAAAGAAAACCGACCGAAUGAAGGAAUCAUGUUCUUCAACAUCGAGCUGUCCCCGAUGGCCUCACCAGCAUUUGAGCAGGGAAGACAGUCUGAGCUGUCAGUGAAGCUAAACAGACAGCUGGAGAGAUGCCUGAGGAACUCCAAGUGCAUCGAUACGGAGUCUCUGUGUGUGAUGUCUGGAGAAAAGGUGUGGCAGAUCAGGGUAGACGUUCACCUGAAUAAUGACGGAAACCUGAUGGAUGCCGCCAGCAUCGCCGCCAUCACCGCUCUGUGCCACUUCAGACGCCCUGACGUCAGCAUCCAGGGACAGGAAGUCACAGUGUACAGUCCAGAGGAGAGAGACCCCAUUCCUCUCAGUAUCUACCACAUGCCCAUCAGUGUCAGCUUCGCCUUCUUCCAGCUAGGAACGUACCUGCUGGUGGACCCGUGCGAGCGGGAGGAGCGAGUGAUGGAUGGCCUGCUGAUGAUCGCCAUGAACAAGCACAGAGAGAUCUGCUCCAUCCAGUCCAGCGGAGGCAUCAUGCUGCUUAAGGAGCAGGUGAUGAGAUGCAGUAAGAUAGCCGCCGUCAAAGUGUCCGAAAUCACGGAGCUCAUCAAUGAAGCCCUGCUGAACGACAAGACGGCCAGGAAGGCCGGGGGGUGUGGUUUUGCAGAGUCCGUGCCACAGGAGCGAAUCACGGCUCUGAAAAAGGACGAGACUCCGGUUGAGAUGACAGAUGUGACAGAAACAGCGAAUGACAUCAUCCAGAAGGCCGAAGCUGCACCUCAGACGGUGCCAUCCCCAGUGGUGCCAGUCCCUGGUAUUGGACAGGUGGGACAGGGGCUGCAGAACUGGGGACUGGAGGAGGAUGACGAUAGUGAUGAUGAAGAGGACAGAAAUGACGACAGUGUCGACGCACGGGUGGAAAAAGUGACAAAGAUGGAGGAGGGGGGAGGUGGUUAUUUAUUUUGUUAG